Carica papaya (papaya) is the source of this 1181-nucleotide messenger RNA. RefSeq lists its product as uncharacterized. Gene Ontology annotation, cellular component: cytosolic small ribosomal subunit; ribosome. Gene Ontology annotation, biological process: translation. NCBI's taxonomy places the organism in Eukaryota, Viridiplantae, Streptophyta, Magnoliopsida, Brassicales, Caricaceae. Gene Ontology annotation, molecular function: RNA binding; structural constituent of ribosome. The record is from RefSeq and is a predicted model, not a curated record.
CUACUCUUCAUACACGCGUAUAAAAUCCUGCGGCUGUCUCAUCUCUUCUCUUCUCGCGAAUAUCAAGAAGAAACUCUCAGCCAUGGCAGAAAGAGGUGGUGCAGGAGGCGACAGAGGCGCUUUCCGUCGAGGUUUUGGUGGAGGUCCGCGCGGAGGCCGCGGUAGGCGCCGUGCUCGAAAAGAAGAAGAGGAAAAAUGGGUACCGGUAACAAAGCUAGGCCGCCUUGUGAGGGAAGGCAAGAUCCGUUCAUUGGAGCAAAUAUAUCUCCACUCACUCCCCAUCAAGGAGCACCAGAUCAUCGACCAGCUGGUCGGCCCUUCCCUGAAAGACGAGGUCAUGAAGAUCACCCCGGUUCAGAAACAGACUCGAGCCGGCCAGAGGACCCGGUUCAAGGCCUUCGUGGUGGUAGGUGACGGAAACGGGCACGUAGGUUUGGGUGUUAAGUGCUCGAAGGAAGUGGCUACUGCAAUCAGGGGGGCCAUCAUCCUCGCCAAGUUGUCUGUAAUUCCUGUGAGGAGAGGUUAUUGGGGCAACAAGAUAGGGAAGCCCCAUACAGUGCCGUGUAAGGUUACGGGUAAGUGCGGGUCGGUUACUGUGCGAAUGGUGCCCGCACCCAGAGGUGCUGGAAUCGUGGCUGCACGGGUUCCCAAGAAAGUGCUCCAGUUUGCUGGGAUUGAGGAUGUGUUUACGUCGUCGAGGGGAUCCACGAAAACUCUUGGGAAUUUUGUCAAGGCCACCUUUGAGUGUCUCCUGAAGACAUAUGGUUUCCUGACACCUGAUUUCUGGAGAGAGACCCGAUUCACCAAGUCUCCAUUCCAGGAGUAUACAGAUCUGUUGGCAAAGCCUACAAAGACUAUCAUCCAAGAAGAGCUCGAGAGAGUUGACGCCUGAUCUCCCUCCCUUCCCAUUCCUCUCCCACUGCUCCUGUUCGUUCGAAGAAGUUCCUAAGCAGAGAAUAGCAAGUAUAGGUUGUUAAGAUAAUGACUUGGAUCGUUUUUUUCUAUUUUGAUAUUAGAUUCUUUUAGUUUCAUUUUCCUGUUGUUAUUGUCCCAGGCAAAUUUGGUUUAUGUUUUUGGAAUUCUAUUUGCACUUUUUUAUGGGUAAAACUUGUGCAAUUUAAUCAUUCUAGCGGCUUGGUAAAGACUAUGUGGAUGAAUUUGAAAUGAAUGUAUUACACAAA